Messenger RNA from Solanum dulcamara, 936 nucleotides. RefSeq names its product putative 4-hydroxy-4-methyl-2-oxoglutarate aldolase 2. The record is from RefSeq and is a predicted model, not a curated record. The coding region runs from base 248 to 748 and encodes 166 amino acids. Gene Ontology annotation, molecular function: ribonuclease inhibitor activity. Lineage: Eukaryota; Viridiplantae; Streptophyta; Magnoliopsida; Solanales; Solanaceae. The transcript is spliced from 2 exons. Gene Ontology annotation, biological process: regulation of RNA metabolic process.
AACAAAAAGGCAGAUUGUCCUAAUGCCCACUUCAGACACACAUCCAAAAGUCUGAUAUUUCUGCCUAUAUUAUAUAGUGCAAAAAAGUCAGAUUCUUUUAAGGAGGCAUGUGGACACUGGCUAUUUUAUAGCAAAAAAUAGUUAUAAUACAGUUGCAAAGAUCUACUACUGAUCCAGAUCUUUCUUCUCUCCCUCUCCCAGCUUCAAACAAGUCAGCAGACAUCUCCAUCCAGGUGUAUAACGUAGGAUGGCGUUGGUCACCACUGCUGAAGUUUGCGAUGCAAACCCACAGCUUAUUGUGAGUGGUGAACUACGGGCACUGCAGCCAAUCUUCAAAAUAUAUGGCAGGCGCCAAGUGUUCUCUGGACCUGUUGUCACUCUGAAAGUAUUUGAAGACAAUGUUUUGGUUCGUGAGUUUCUCGAGGAGAAAGGUAACGGGAGAGUUCUUGUUGUCGACGGGGGUGGUAGUCUAAGAUGUGCAAUUUUGGGUGGCAACCCAGUAGUACAAGCUCAAAACAACGGAUGGGCUGGGAUCGUAGUAAAUGGCUGUGUAAGGGACGUGGACGAAAUCAAUGGCUGUGAUAUCGGAGUCAGAGCUCUGGCUUCACAUCCAAUGAAAGCCAAUAAGAAAGGUAUUGGAGAGAAGCACGUUCCAAUAACCAUCGCCGGGACUAGAAUCUGCGAUGGUGAGUGGCUUUAUGCAGAUACCGAUGGCAUUCUGAUUUCAAAAAUGGAGCUAUCUGUUUGAGAAUAUAUAUCCUCAUGCCCUAAGUAAGUGCAUAUCAGUUAUGAACUUCUUUUUUAUGGAGCUUAUGGUCUAACUACUACUACUUUAUAUGUUAUGGAAAUCGCGAGCUUCAUUAAUCUAUUGUAUGUUGUAAGUCAAACUCGUCGUGAACAAGAUUUUUUCUUAAUUCUACUCUAUUUUACCCUAAA